Molecule: messenger RNA, 3344 nt
Organism: Aedes aegypti (yellow fever mosquito)
Lineage: Eukaryota; Metazoa; Arthropoda; Insecta; Diptera; Culicidae
Gene: Scr
Product: homeotic protein Sex combs reduced
Exons: 3
Coding region: 587-1699 (370 amino acids)
Biological process (GO): anterior/posterior pattern specification; regulation of transcription by RNA polymerase II
Cellular component (GO): nucleus
Molecular function (GO): RNA polymerase II cis-regulatory region sequence-specific DNA binding; DNA-binding transcription factor activity, RNA polymerase II-specific
Source: RefSeq, a predicted model, not a curated record
CACAAACGACACUCGGCAGUCGUUCAGAGUAGUGAUAUUUUUCGUCCACAUGCUGUCGAAUGAAAUAGCGAAUUCCGUGAAGUAGUUAGUCAUACUCAAACAUUGGCGCUUAUAACACGUAUAUUUUUCCGCGAAUCGACUCCAACUGAACAAGUGAUUUUUUGGUGAUUUUGGGAUCCGAUUGUUUUCAUCUCUGAUCCAGCGAAUGAAUGCUGCUCCGGUGUGAUAUUUCUCGUGUAUCUGCGGCUAUCUUUGGAAAAAUCAACUUCCGGAAAUAAAUUAUGAGACAGUUUAUAAUGUGCUCUUUGAUGUGAAAUGUAUCUCAUAUGCAAAGUGUAAAACUAAGCGCAGUGAAUUAGUGAAACUACUGAUUAACGGAUUAUGGAGUAUGUAAUGCAGCUGACAAAACUUAUAUGAUACGUAAAACAUCCUGAAAGGAAGAAGCUUUUCGUUAUUCAUUGGACCUCCAUUGAUCAUCAGCGGAUACGCAUUGUUGAUUUGUGCAAAAGCUUAAGACCUGAAGUGGAUCAAUCUCCAAGAUUCAACUUAUAAAGUGAAUGAUCUUGGACAUUGACGCUCUCACAACAUGGAUGCCAAUAAUUUUGUGAUGUCUUCCUACCAAUUCGUGAACUCGCUUGCAUCAUGCUAUCCCAACAGUGCUCCGAACCCUAACAAUACCCCAGCAAGCAGCAGUAGUGGCCAAAGUGAUGGAUAUUUUCCACCUUCGGCUUAUACCCCUAACUUGUACCCAGGCACACCGCAUCAAGCGCAUUACUCUAAUCCUCAGUCGUACAACCCGCUUGCAUCAGGGCCUGGCAACGUCAAUGCUGCUAGUACCGGCAGCGGACAUCAAUCCAAUGAAAUGGUUGACUAUACACAACUUCAGCCGCAAAAGUUUCUAUUGAACCAACAACAACAACAGUCCAGUCUAAAUCCUCAAAGUUGUAAAUACGCCGGUGAUGGCACAAGUGCAGGUACAAACGUAGGUAAUAGUAGCAAUAAUAAUAGUACUACAAGUCCACAAGAUCUGAGCACAGCUAGUUCUAAUAGCAGUGCAGGAGCAGGAGGAGGAAACGGAAGUCGGCCGGACAUUUCACCGAAGUUGUCACCUAGCUCAGUAGUUGAAAAUGUGUCACGAACAAUGAAAUCUACCAGCGCUGCAGCAACAGUCAGUGGUAGCAACACAAACAACAACAGCAGUAACAUUAGUAAUCGUAAUCCAGUGAACCAAGUGAAUUUACCAUUGGGAAGCCCUGAAGGUGAUGAAUCCGACGCAAGUGACGAUGAUAGUGGUACCGAAGGAGGAAGUUCACAAGGUGGCGGAAGUGGUGGCAAAAAGAGUGGAGGACCACCUCAAAUCUAUCCCUGGAUGAAACGAGUGCAUAUCGGGCAGAGUACAGUAAACGCCAAUGGAGAAACUAAACGACAGCGAACAUCGUACACGCGUUAUCAAACUCUUGAGUUGGAGAAGGAAUUCCAUUUCAACCGAUAUUUGACACGACGAAGAAGGAUCGAAAUAGCUCACGCUCUCUGCCUGACCGAACGACAGAUCAAAAUAUGGUUCCAGAACCGUCGGAUGAAAUGGAAGAAGGAACACAAGAUGGCAUCGAUGAACAUCGUUCCGUACCACAUGUCUCCCUAUGGGCAUCCAUACCAGUUCGAUAUCCAUCCAUCCCAAUUUGCGCAUCUUAGUGCAUAGGACGCGUGGCACUUUUCGGGUACUGGUUAGAGACUCAACCAGCUUUAUCAGGAACAAUAUCAGGGAUAUCAGAAUAAUCAAGAUAGUGUUUUGUUCGGAGGUAACACUACACCAUCUGAUUCGACUAAGUAUAACCAAGAGUUUUGACUUUCCCCGGCCUAGCCUUCAGUCGAAGAUGCUUGACCACCGAGGAUCGGACAAAACUCACAGUGUAGUAGAAUUGUAUAGAACAAGAUGAUAUCCCUGGUAGAAACUGUUACAAGCUGCUGUUGAGAUAUUCAUCAAAGGAAAAAUUCUUUCUUCGAUUUUAUCUUUGUGUCCAAUUCAUAAUUUAUUGUACUUUCAGGACCUAUCUCCUAUCACACUGUGUAAAUAUAGGAUAAAUUCGAAGAAAGCAUCAAUUCAAUCUUCUCUAAUCAGUAUUCGAAAAGCAAACCUCGCGUUACGUGGGGAUCCUUUAUAGGUACUAGCAUGUAUUAGGCUAUUGAUGGAGUUACGUUUACUUUUCCAUAAUUUUCCACUUGUUUGCGUCAACUUGCAUGCAAGUUUUGCUCUAAAGCAAAACCAGGCAUAGCUAAGACUCGCACCUAUGAAUUCAGUUAUGGCAAAAUUAUGGAAAAGUUAUGAUCAAUCGUACUUGUAUCGAUUAUAAGGUAUCAUUUUUGUUGUUUUCUUCCUUAAUAGUAUAACAUUUUCGUUAGAUGUUUCACACUAGCAAAAAUCGUAAACUGAUCUUUUUAGUUAUGUAUUACAUGAACAAGAUGAUAUUGGUCUGAGAUAUUAUACACCGAUUUUAACCUGCUCAGUUUUGAGUUACGCAAUUAAAAUACAUUGAAUGAGCUGUAAAUAUAGUGCGUUAAGACCUUUAAUUUAUUGAACUGCUGUAGAGCUAUUGUGAAAUAAUUUUAAGUAGUUAAAUAAUCCACCAACGAAGAUGCAAUAUUGAGAUACUAUAUCAUUGAUCUUAGCACGAGGUUGCGAACGAAAUUCUAUAAGACCAUGUUUAUGUUUGUGUUAUUUCAUUUAAAUUCUGUUUCCAAAUGGCUCUGAUUAGGCUUUACUUUCGCUUUUUUAAGUUCAGAAGAUCAACACGCAUUGACAAAUUCGGAUUACACAGGGAUUAUGUUAAAACAAAACAUUUCUAUAUCAACGAAAAAUGGCGAAGCUACUGGUUUCUUCGGAGACAGUAGAAAAAUUCAGGGUGAAUGAUACUUCGAAAUGUAACAAGAGUGUAAUUGAAACCAUAAUUAGGAUUAUCGAUAUAUUUGUUUUACUCUAUCGCGAUAAGAAUCAAUAGCCAGAAGAUGAAAUCAUGAAAUUUUAUGCAUUCCGAGAUGAUACUAUUUUACCAACUAAAAUGGCCAACUGAAUAUAGUUCAUCAAUUCAACAUAUGGAAGGUCGCUGACAACACAUUUUGUAAUGAAACUGUAAAAAAGAAAAUACUAAAGUCACGAUGAGAGCUGAAGUAACUGUAGUAUAAUCCUUAAGUGACAGUCAAAUCGUUUUAGGUUAAAAUAGGUCAUUUACUUAAGACAUAAUUGCAGUUUGCGAAUGAGAAAUCUCAUUUCAGUUCGUGACAUGCCAAGCAAUUGGUAUACAUUAUUGGAAAAUCAUCUGUAAUUCUUUAUUUUUUCUAAUUUUUUU